AUGGCACUGCUGGACAACCCGUCAUCGGGACUAGCUGUCCAUAUCCAGUUCCCACCCAGCCCUCCCUCAACCGCCAAGGCUUCACGAGACGGAAGUACUCACGGAGAUUCUGAACCCGUCGAACUCAGCGGCAUCGGAUCCCCCACCGACACCAGCUCGGCGCAGAAACCAUACCCUCUUCCCCCAGCAUCGCGGCCCAAGAGUAUCCUGCCCGAAGAUCUCAAGACCCCAGACAAGCACGUCGAGCGGGACCCUCGUCUCAUCCGCCUGACGGGCGUACACCCGUUCAACGUCGAGCCACCACUCAGCGACCUGUACAAUGAAGGGUUCCUGACAAGCCAGGACCUGCAUUAUGUUCGCAAUCAUGGCCCCGUACCGGAGUGCGCUGACGAGGAUAUGCCAGACUGGCGGUUCACGGUAGAGGGCCUGGUUGAGAAGCCCAUAGCCAUAACUGUUAGGGAGCUUCUCACCGACUAUGACCAGAUUACCUGCCCAGUCACCCUUGUUUGCGCUGGUAACCGUCGAAAGGAGCAGAACAUGUUGCGCAAGUCCAAGGGUUUCUCUUGGGGAGCUGCCGGCCUGUCCACAGCCCUCUGGACCGGUGUUCCCAUAGGAGAGCUGCUAGCUCGGGCAUGUCCGCGGCGAGGUGCCAAGUACGUCUGCUUCGAAGGGGCAGAUAAGCUGCCAAACGGGUACUACGGCACUUCGGUCAAACUCAACUGGUGCAUGGAUCCCAACCGCGGCAUCAUGAUCGCUCACAUGAUGAAUGGGGAGAAGCUCCACCCAGACCAUGGAAAACCUGUGCGUGUCGUUGUCCCCGGCCAGAUCGGCGGACGCAGCGUCAAGUGGCUCAAGAGGAUCAUCGUCACGGCCGGACCCAGUAAUAACUGGUACCACAUAUACGACAAUCGUGUGCUUCCCACUACUGUGACGCCCGACAAGAGCGCGGACCUGCCCGACGUGUGGAAGGAUGAGCGGUACGCCAUCUACGACCUGAACUCAAACAGUGUCAUAUGCUAUCCGGCGCACGAGGAGACGGUGGCUCUGGGUAACAAGGGGGGCAGCUACCAAGUGAGGGGGUAUGCGUACGGCGGCGGCGGUAAGCGGAUAACGCGGGUGGAAGUGACCCUUGACCGCGGAAAGAGUUGGCUCCUAGCCAACAUGAGAUACCCCGAGGACGACUAUCGGCUCGCUCCAGACGGAGACACCCUGUUUGGCGGUAAAAUCGAUAUGUGGUGGCGUGAGACGUCAUUUUGCUGGUGCUUUUGGGAGCUCGACGUUGGGCUCGACAUCCUCGCAGACGCAGACGACAUCAUGGUUCGUGCCAUGGACGAAGGCAUGAUGGUCCAGCCCCGUGACAUGUAUUGGAGCGUUCUCGGCAUGAUGAAUAAUCCGUGGUUCCGUGUCGUCGUCCAUAAGGAGGCGCACUCUCUCCGGUUCGAGCACCCGACACAGCCUGCUCUGAUGCCGGGUGGCUGGAUGGAAAGGAUCAAGAAAGCCGGUGGUGACUUGUCCAACGGGUUCUGGGGGGAGCGCAUUGCUGGUAACGACAGCCCGCAGGCAUUGCCCGAGCCAGAAAAUGAAAUAUGUAUGACGAACAGCAAGGUGAAACGCACAAUCACCCUCGACGAGCUACGGAAGCACGAGACCGAGACCGAGCCAUGGUUUGUCGUCAACGGAGAGGUAUAUGACGGCACACCGUUUCUGGAGGGACAUCCUGGGGGUGCGGCAUCUAUUGUCGGGGCUUCUGCGCAAGAUGCCACAGAAGAGUUUGUGACAAUUCACAGCGAAAAUGCCAAGGCCAUGAUGCCUGAAUAUCAUAUUGGCACGCUCGACGAAGCAUCACAAAAGGCUCUAGCAGACAGUGGCGAAGCCGAAAAGCAACCCGAUCCUUCUAGAGCCGUCUUCCUGCAAAGCAAGGCAUGGACGAAGGCCCUUCUGGAGACAAAAACCAAGGUGUCCCCUGACAGCUUCAUCUUCACAUUCAAGCUCGACCACGCGGACCAGUCCAUCGGCCUCCCGACGGGACAGCACCUGAUGAUGCGGCUGCGGGACCCGGUGACGCGAGAGGCCAUCAUUCGACCAUACACGCCCCUUUCCGAGUCAUGGGAAAAGGGCUACCUCCGCAUCCUUAUCAAGGUCUACUACGACACACCGGGUCGUAAGGGCGGCAAGAUGACGCAGGCGCUCGCCGCCAUCCCGCCGGGCCACUUUGUCGAAUUCAAAGGCCCUGUAGGCAAAUUUGAGUAUCUCGGGCGCGGCCGGUGCACCGUGUCAGGUCAGUCACGUCGCAUCCGUCGCUUUGUCAUGGUAUGUGGAGGUUCUGGCAUCACACCUAUCUUCCAGGUUCUCGGCGCCGUGCUGAACGACCCGGACGAUCCAACAGAGUGUCUCGUCCUGGAUGGAAACCGCGACGAGCACGAUAUCCUCUGCCGCGCCGACCUCGAUUACCUGGCCACUGUCAAUGAAAAGAGGUGUAAUCUCAUAUACACCUUGACAAAGCCGGGACCGGAAUGGAAGGGGGCCACAGGCAGGCUGGACGAGGCUUUUUUGAACGAAAAGGUUGGUCCCCCACCUCCCACGAAUGAUCAGGAAGAUGUGGUCCUCGUAUGCGGGCCUGAAUCCAUGGAGAAAUCCGUAAAGAGUAUAUUUGGAAAGCUAGGAUGGAAGGACAGCCAACUUGUCUUCUUUUAA
This is a messenger RNA of Geosmithia morbida, 2694 nucleotides long. RefSeq names its product nitrate reductase (NAD(P)H). The transcript is spliced from 2 exons. Bases 1 to 2694 code for a protein of 897 amino acids. The record is from RefSeq and is a predicted model, not a curated record. Gene Ontology annotation, molecular function: molybdopterin cofactor binding; heme binding; nitrate reductase (NADPH) activity. Gene Ontology annotation, biological process: nitrate assimilation; nitric oxide biosynthetic process. NCBI's taxonomy places the organism in Eukaryota, Fungi, Ascomycota, Sordariomycetes, Hypocreales, Bionectriaceae.